AUGGAAUACUACAAUCAAAAUCCUCCUAUGGGUGUUGCUCCUCCUCCUCCUCCCCCUCUCCCUCCUCUAGGAUAUCCUCAACCGGGUUAUCAAGGGGCUCCUCCACCCCAGCCUCAAGUUGUUGUGAAUCAAGCUCCACCUAUGUAUGCACAAGAACAAGGCUCAGGGGCCACCACGGGUCUAUUUGCUGGAUGCCUUGCCGCGUUGGGCUGCUGCUGCUGCCUAGAGGCUUGUGAUGAAAUAUGCUGUUGGCAUUGA
This is a messenger RNA of Abrus precatorius (Indian licorice), 258 nucleotides long. RefSeq names its product cysteine-rich and transmembrane domain-containing protein WIH1-like. Lineage: Eukaryota; Viridiplantae; Streptophyta; Magnoliopsida; Fabales; Fabaceae. The transcript is spliced from 3 exons. The record is from RefSeq and is a predicted model, not a curated record. Bases 1 to 258 code for a protein of 85 amino acids.